AUGCACACUCUUAACUGAAGACUAGUCCCAGCUACGCGCAGUGAGACUGAACAGCUAGCGCACAACCGCUUCUCCAGUCGUACCCAUGGCCAUGGCGUCCAAAAGGUGUAGGGGCCUCCUGUUGGUGAUCGGGGUCGCCGUAGCGAGCGUGCUCGCGUCUGGCGCGCCGCCUGUCCAGCCGCCGCGUAUCCAGGCCGACGUCGUCGUGAUGGGCUUCGUGCCCUGCAACGAUGGCACUUCCAUGAGAACGGGCUCUGCUCCAGGGUUCGCAGGCGCGGUGGUGCAGCUGCGGUGCACGGACGGCGCCGACCUGUCGGCGAACGCGACGACGGACGGCAAGGGUAGGUUCCGCAUGGCGGUGAACACGACGGUGGCGCCGUCGAGCGUGGCAGGCCACUGCGAGCUCGUGGUGGGCACCCCGCUUGCCUCCUGCAACGCGACGCUCCCAGCGUCCGGGACGCUCCGCUCCGGCCUCCGGCUCCUCGUCAGCAUGGUCUUCUUCCCCCGGGGCUUCUCCUACGUCGCGCCGUCAGCUUAGUUUAAACGAAAUGGGUUCACCUGCCUUCGUUCGCACUACAAGAAGCCCCAUGAAUUCGAUCCGGAGGUGAUUUGGAGCUACUUGUGCCCGACUUAACUGAUAAAAGUGACGGAAAUAUCAAAUAGUAAAUAAAAUUUAGAACUUAUUAGUGUCCAAUAAAGCGGGGAAAUUAAAAAAUUUCUACAUGGCGUGUGUGCGAUG
Messenger RNA from Panicum hallii, 739 nucleotides. Its product is annotated as phylloplanin-like. Lineage: Eukaryota; Viridiplantae; Streptophyta; Magnoliopsida; Poales; Poaceae. The record is from RefSeq and is a predicted model, not a curated record. The transcript has 2 exons. Bases 86 to 538 code for a protein of 150 amino acids.